UGAAUCAUCCUCCACCACAUGCAGCCAUCCUCUAAUUCCAUCUGUUCAGGCAGCAUCGGCAUACUGUUCUGAAGCCUCAGUUUGCUAUAUUAAUUGUAUCAGUCUGUGCAGAGUGCAGGCUGGUUUCGGAGGAGACAGAGGUGCACAAGGCUGAACUACAGCCAUUUGGAUGGGUAACAUACCCACUACAGUCAAGCACUGCCUGAGCUAUGAGCAUCUCAAUCAGGACUACCCAUGGCUGAGACGCUGGCUGCUGGAGGAGAAGACCAUUAGAGGAGAUGAGUAUGCAGAGUUUGUUAAAAUUGUUGAAGUUGGGCCAAGAGAUGGACUUCAAAAUGAAAAGGAAAAUGUUCCAACAGGAGUGAAAAUCCAGCUGAUAGACAUGCUCUCAGCAACAGGCCUGCGUGUGAUCGAGGCCACCAGCUUUGUCUCUUCAAAGUGGGUACCGCAGAUGGCAGACCACACUGAUGUAUUACGAGGAAUCCAGAGAGCACCUCAUGUUCAAUACCCCGUUUUGACACCUAACAUUCAAGGCUUCCAGGAUGCUGUUGCAGCUGGUGCUACUGAAGUGGCGGUGUUUGGGUCGGCGUCCGAAACCUUCAGUAAAAAAAACAUUAACUGCUCUAUUGAGGAAAGCAUGCUGAGGUUUGAGGAAGUCAUUAACGCUGCCAAAGAGCGACACAUCUCAGUUCGUGGAUAUGUGUCCUGUGCCCUCGGAUGCCCCCAUGAGGGACACAUUGAGCCUUCCAAAGUCGCUGAGGUGGCAAAGAGGUUAUAUGAAAUGGGCUGUUAUGAGAUUUCCCUGGGGGAUACCAUCGGUGUUGGUACUCAAGAUUCCAUGUUUAAGAUGCUGCAAACUGUGAUGAAGGAGGUGCCUUGCAACUCUCUAGCCGUUCACUGCCACGACACUUAUGGACAAGCACUACCCAACAUUCUCACUGCACUUCAGAUGGGGGUCCGUGUGGUGGAUUCUGCAGUAGCGGGCCUGGGAGGCUGCCCGUAUGCUCAGGGUUCAUCUGGCAACGUUUCAACAGAGGACGUCCUCUACAUGCUCCAUGGCAUGGGCAUUGAAACAGGUGUGAAUCUUGCCAAAGUUAUAGAAGCUGGUGAUUUCAUCUGCAGUGCUUUAGGUCGCAAGACAAACUCCAAGGUUGCCCGGGCAAGGCACGGGACACUGUGAUGUAUUUCUGUAAAGGACUAUAUUUAAAUUUUGGUCUCCAUGCUUCCCCUGUUGUUGCUGCCUGUGUAUUUGAAGUAUAUUGUUUCUUGUUUUAAACUCUGAGAGGUAUCUUUAAAUAAUCCCAAGAAUACUCAUUUGUGUUCAAAACCACCUCUUUUAAUUUUAGUUUUUUAUUUUUUCAAUUCAUUUGCAUAUUUUUGGAGUUGAUUCUGAAUUGAAGAACCCUGAUCAACUUGAAUUAUCAGUUUUGUGUGUGUGUGUGUGUGUGUGUGUGUGUGUGUGUGUGUGUGUGUGUGUGUGUGUGUAUUCUGUUUGGCUUAUUUUUUGCUCAUUAUGGUGCAUGAAAUAGCUAGAAGCAGAUAAACUCUGUUUAGACAAGUAUUCAUUUUGGAUGGUCUGGACGAUGCUGUAAUUUACUGACUUAUGAACGCAUACUGCUGUUUCAUAUGUCAUUGAUAAAUCCUUCUUACUUCUCUUUGACUCAUACCCCCAGUAGAAGUCAGUCCCCUUUGCGCAGCUCAGUGUCCUUAUAAAGUGUGACUGCUAGUCUACUCUGGCUUCUUGCUGAACUCACUUUAUUAUCACCACGUCUUUCAUUUGAAUAAGUAGAAAAGGCAAACUGCGAAAAGAUAAAUGCACCUUCCAGCUUUUAAAAUAUUUAUACCUCCUUGGGCAUUUUAUCUCUUGGAAGACCUUUUCAGCUUUUUCUGCCCAGUCAGAUUUAGUCUGUGUUGCAAAUAAAAAGAAGACUUCUCUCAAAAUACAAUGAAUAUAUCCUUUUGGUCUGCGAAGAGGCUUUGCCGUCAGGUUUGCCAAAGAUCAUAGAAGAAGUGCCCUUUGAUUAUUUUUCUCCAUUAAAAAAAAAAACUUGAAAAACUAUAACAAGCGCUAGUGUUUGGGAGGAUCAUUUGUGAAAGGAUCAAAUGUCUCUCCUGUCUGUUUACACCCUGCUGUGCUAUCUGCAACAUGUAAUCAACUAGAAACUAAUGUGACACUGAAUUUUAAUGUGCUUUAUCUAAACUACAGUAUUAAAGACUAAAUAUAUGUAUUGUGCUUGAGAAAAAUGAAAACCAGUUACCAGGUAGUUAUGUCUUUGUGUUCACUGAAACUGGAGGAUUAAGAGGAUCUAAAUAA
Messenger RNA from Monopterus albus (swamp eel), 2314 nucleotides. It is a transcript of the gene hmgcll1, whose product is annotated as 3-hydroxymethyl-3-methylglutaryl-CoA lyase like 1. The record is from RefSeq and is a predicted model, not a curated record. Gene Ontology annotation, biological process: L-leucine catabolic process; ketone body biosynthetic process. The coding region runs from base 170 to 1180 and encodes 336 amino acids. Gene Ontology annotation, molecular function: hydroxymethylglutaryl-CoA lyase activity. The transcript has 9 exons. Lineage: Eukaryota; Metazoa; Chordata; Actinopteri; Synbranchiformes; Synbranchidae.